CAGAAAGACAGGAGGAGUGCAUCCAUCUCUCUGACAGGCAUAUAUUCUUUUUUUCUUGGAGUCACUUGACCUACAGGAGUGUCACAAGAAGAAAGGGUGGCAAACCCAGACUAGGACCAUCAUGGGAAAUGAACAGUCAACUCCUGAAGACAUAACUGAGAAUGGGACAAUUCCAGAAAAAUAUGAAAAUGGAUCAGUGAAUGGCAUCUCUGCAAGCAUCACACUCAAUGGAUUGGAGGCUGAUGUUAAGAGUGACAUCACAGUUCAUCAGAAUGGCAAGCUGCAGUCUCCAAAACUUGAGACGAAAGCUGAACCCGAUAAUGUGACAGUUGAACCAGAGCCAGAACCAGCUCCAGCUGAAAGUGUGUCUGAAACCACUGACUCCACACCAACCGACACGGAACCAGUCAAGAAACGUAAAGAAAAAAGUCAUGGUUUUGGCAAACUCUUCAAAAAGAAAGACCGUAAAGCGGAAGAGAAAACUGAGGUUCAGGAAAAGGAAAAGAUCUCUAGUGAAGAGCAAGUGGAUGCAAGUCAGCUUCACAUUGAGCCUCAGCAGGAGACGGCAAACGUAAAGCAAGAGUCAGAACCUGUGACUGAGCCAGAGGUCGGAGCGAUUACAGAGUCGAGUCCAGAGGAACAGACAGUUCCUGAAAGCGAGAACGGAAACGAUCAGCCUGAGGAAAGCCGAGAGGAGAGCGAGCUUGAGGAGAAUCCAGUUAUGAGCUUCUUUAAAACACUAGUUUUUCCCACAAAAACACCUAAAAAGGAAACAGCUGCUCCCGAUGCCGCAAAAGAUCAGUCCCAGAAGGAGACCGCACCUGCAGAACCCACCACUGUUGCACAGACAUCAGAACAGUCUGCAGCACCCAAAGGAAUGCCUGCUCCACCCCCGCCACCCCCAGAGCCUCCGAGACUGGAGACCAAAGGAGAACCAGCUGCCAAAGCUGCAAAGCCAACACAAAAAGAAGAACCAAAAGCUUCUGCAAAAGAACCCGAGUCCGCAAAAGGAAAAUCGACAAAAGAUGCUCUGAGUAAAUUCUUCCGACCAAAGACUAUCAAGGAAGAAGCACAAGCUAUUGAAGUAGAGGUACAGCCAGUUGUAGAAGUACAGGAGACAGCAGUGGAGGCACCAGAGCCUGUUGUAGAAAUGCAGCAAGCUGCUGUGGAAGUGGACAAGCAAGUUGGAGAAGAGGAGAAGGUGGAUCCUUCCAAAGCUGGCACUCUGGAGGCAGCAGCGAAGCCGGAACCGCCUCCUCCUGUUCAGGAGGAAAAGAAGCUAACCUCCAAAUCAUCUUUCAUGUCUCUCUUCAAGCCCAAAGUACUGUUAGAUACCAUGACCACAAAAGUCCAAGCAGCCUCCACAAGUGGAGUUCGGUUCCUCAAGAAAUCAACUGGCCUGGCUGCUGACCCCAAAAUGACGACUCCAACCCCGCCCGCUCCCGCAGAGUCGCCUCAACCUGCAAAAGCUAAGGAGGAACCUAAAGCUGUGGCCAAGUCAGAGGCAGUUGUAGAUAGCAAGCCGGCGGCGGCCUCCUCUCCGGCUGGAGACGAUGCAGCGAGUCAGCCCAAAAGACUGGAGAAGAGGAACUCCAUCCAGCUGUUCUUCAAAAAUCUGGGUCAGAAACGCCACUCUACAGAUGCUGGGGUCCAGACAGAACCAGCGACUGCUGCUACAGCAUCUGAGAAAACCAAAUGAACCCUUUAAGUUUCCCUGUACAGAACCCCCCCCCCAUCCCUCCGCCUACCCCUCCCCCUCUUUCUAGCUCUUACUUUGUCUUUGUGUCUGUCAUAUUUCGUCAUCAUAUUAACUACUUUUUUAGAUGUUGCAAUAUGAAAAGGAGUGCUUUUAAAAGGAUUCAGGAAAGAAUCGCAUGUGGGUAGAUGAAAAAAAGAAGAAACUGUGCCUAUAAAAUAUUCUACCCAACCCGCUAAAAUGGCAUGUUUAUAGUGAUGUAAAAAAAAAAAAAAAAAAAAAAAUCAAACCAGUACAAAACACUUAAGAUCUUUUCCCACCUUUAACACACCUCUGAUUAACACAAAUGUAAUUCAGCUGUUCUGUUCCUGACAUUUCUUUAGUCACAGCUUCCAGUAACAGUCACGCUCUGCUGGGAGGUUCGAAUUCAUCAGAACAAUCUGAUUCUUAAGAUAAUUUCUGAGGUACUAGAUGUUCCAUGGAAUGAAGUUAUUGUGGUAUAUUUGAAGACAGUCAAUCCAUCAUCAUCAAUUUGAGAAAAUGUUGUGUAACACAGAUAGUACUACAAAUUGGAUAUUACUCCAAGAUUAAUAAAAAGACAAAACUGACCAGGUUUAUAGCAACAUUAAAUGAGCUGCAGGAAUUUCUGUCAUGUAUCUAUACCUCACACAAUGUGUCUCAUAUGUGGCAAGAUGGAAGGCUUUUAUUAUUAAGAAAAACAUCCAAAUCUGGCUAAAAGUUCCAAAAAACAUUUCAAAAAACACGCCUUCAUUUCACACUGAAAGUGUGUAGGAAACUAUCACCAAACAGAACACCAUCCACAGUGAAGCAUGGUGGUGACAGCAUCAUACUUUGGUAUUGUUUUUCUUCAACUUGAACUAGGGAGUUAUGACAAAUUAGUUAACGAUGGAUCAAAACCUUCAGGGUUCUGGUGACAAAAAAAGGAGGUGCUUUUCCGAAUUAAUCAUUUAUGCAAUAUUUUAGAUUCCUUAUUUGUAUUUAUCCCUCUAAAAAUAUGCCUGUUUAUAUUUCAUCUGAGUUGUGGUUUCACUAAAGAUGGAAACAUAUCUGACAUUAAUUAUUUGAGUUUUUUUUUUUACAUCGCCCAAACCUGGCAUUUUGAUAUGGUUUGGAGGCUUUUUACAUUCACCUUACUGCAAAGUGAAAUUGAGAUAUUAUGGCAACUUCACUGAAAUUUAUAUUUUUGAUCAUAAAAAUACAUUGAGUAGUGUAGCAGUGUGAGUGUGAAAUCUUUUCUACAAACUUUUAGGACAAGUCUGACUUUUCCCUGUUUAUGUUCUAACAUACUGGGCUUUUGCAAUAUAUAGUCAUGUGUUUUGCUUUUAGUAUCUAAUUCCUGUGCUAAAAUCAAAGUGGCGAUGCCGUGUGGGUUAUGUUGUCCUCCAGGCACUUCUGGUACUGGAGUAGUUCCAACAAAAUUGAAAUGAAAGAUAUUUAGAAAUAUGGAGAAAAAAAAAUCAACACCUUAAUUAAACAGCAUGUACAAGCGCAAAUAAAUAUAUCCUAGCACUGAAAUACUGGGUCAUACAAGAAAUGAUGCCAAGGGAAAAUCUUCGUGUUUCCCUUGGCAUCUGAUUGUAAAUACCAACGUUAACAAAUACACUGGGGAUGGCAAAGUCUCAUCCACAUCUGUCCUUUUGCAUCCUGUCAUUUAGUCUAAGCCUUAUUAUGGUGUUCGUCAUUUGUGUUUGUCACAUGUACAAUUAAGUCGCUUUUGAUUGCUUACAUGUAUGUGUAACUUCUGUCAUCUCAGAGACAAUAAACAUAUUCACUCUUCA
Molecule: messenger RNA, 3495 nt
Organism: Xiphophorus maculatus (southern platyfish)
Lineage: Eukaryota; Metazoa; Chordata; Actinopteri; Cyprinodontiformes; Poeciliidae
Gene: bcas1
Product: proteoglycan 4-like
Exons: 15
Coding region: 122-1699 (525 amino acids)
Biological process (GO): myelination
Source: RefSeq, a predicted model, not a curated record